This is a messenger RNA of Penicillium coprophilum, 1071 nucleotides long. Its product is annotated as NADP-dependent oxidoreductase. Bases 1 to 1071 code for a protein of 356 amino acids. Gene Ontology annotation, molecular function: oxidoreductase activity. Gene Ontology annotation, cellular component: mitochondrion. The transcript has 5 exons. Lineage: Eukaryota; Fungi; Ascomycota; Eurotiomycetes; Eurotiales; Aspergillaceae. The record is from RefSeq and is a predicted model, not a curated record.
AUGUUGUCCCUAAAUAUCUCAUCAUACUCAAAGCCAUCGGGAUAUCAGCUUUCUGAGUUAGCCAAGCCAGAGCUCAGCGAUCCAAAAGAUGUAAUCAUCAAGGUUCGCGCGGCGAGCAUCAAUCCGAUCGAUGUGAAGAAGGCCGAUGGAAUGUUGAAGUUGGCACACAAGGACUCAUUUCCAUAUAAAAUCGGCUAUGACUGUGCUGGUGUAGUUACCGAGGUGGGAUCGGAUGUGACCCGGUUUCAAGUCGGAGCUGAAGUCUAUACCAGACUACCGGAGGAUUCUCGAGGAUCCUGCAGUGAAUUUGUCAGAUGUCCAGAGGAACAAAUUGCCCUGAAGCCACCCUCAUUGUCAUUUGAGGAUGCAGCUUCAAUCCCCUUAGCGGCAAUGACUGCACUCCAAGCACUCAGAAAAUAUAAAGGAGAUCUGGCUGGAAAGACUGUCUUCGUGCCCGCCGGCCUUAGUGGAACGGGUCUAUUCGCAUGUCAAUUGGCAAAGAAUGUCUUCCAUGCAGGCAAGGUCAUCACCACAGUCUCGACCUCGAAGGUGGAAAAAGUCAACGAGCUCUUAGGCGAAGGAACAGUCGACAAGAUAAUUGACUACACGAAAUCCGACCCAAGGGAUGUCAUCAAGCCUGGCUCUGUGGAUUUCCUCUUCGACACAGUUGGCUCUGCAAUGGAGUACCUGUGCCUCAUGAAACCACAGUCGGGAUGUAUCUUGUCGGUUGCCACCAUGCCAUCAGGAAAUCAGCUUCAGGAAUCUUCAAUGAUGGAUCUGCCCGAUAAGCCUAGCAUUCCUAUCGCUCUUCGGCUGGGACUUAAUGCUUUCGAUUGUGUCCGUAAACUCAGGGCAUGGCGGUAUGGUGUUGAGUAUUCAUACAUGUUUUUGAAAUCGAGCAGUCAAGAUCUGGACGAGUUAAGAAGUCACAUCGAUCAACACAAGCUGAGAACGGUGGUUGGACACACUGUUGAGCUUUCCGACCUCGAAGCGGUGCGAUCCGCAUGUCAGAUUGUUUACAGUGGGAAAGGAGGUCUCGGGAAGGUGGUUGUCAAAGUUGCUAAUUCGUAG